AACUUAUGCUAGAAGACGCGGCGUGCAGCUCGAGCUGUAAAAAAGCCUCAGUCAGUGGAAUAAAAAAAAAAACGCAAAGUAAGUCUAAUGUUGCUUAUUUGUCCUGUCAUCCGGAUGAACUUUCUGAAUUAUGGAGCGACUCGACGACAUGCGACUUUUGACAGGAGCGGAGCGUAAUAACAGGUCGUAAUGCCGCACAAUUGGACGACACCUAACAGGUGCUACUCAAACAUUUCUGAUUUUAAAUACAGACGACAUAUGAGCUGACAUCAUAUAUGCUAUUUUUGAGGGAAACCAACACGUCGUAGUUCUUUAUUACUGGAUUGAACAUGUAAGGUUUGUUGUUAUAUGUUUGCUCGACCGAAAGAGGGAAAAGACCUGGGAUUUGUGUUGGGAGAGAUUACAAGAAAUACAAGGUGAUCCAGUGAUCUUGUUACCAGAGACUUUUUCCCCAUCAUCAUGAAUUUGACUUCUUUUGGAUACUGAUGGGUGUUUGUGCCACCGCUCCUAAGAGCCUCUACUACCAUGGGAUGUGUGCAGAGUGUCAAACUCAAGCCAAGUUUUCAUGAGAACAUCACAGUCCUGGAGCUGCAAGCCUCCAUCGAUCCCAGUCCGACGGUCCUGGAUGAGUCCUCAAACGUGGUUCUGCGGUACCGCACGCCUUACUUCAGGGCAUCCGCUCAGGUGCAGGUGCCACCGAUGCUUUGCAAAGAGAUCUGGACUGUUGGAUGGAUUCAGGCUUGCAAUCAGAUGGACUUCUUCAAUAUAUAUGGAAACGAAGGAGUAUCCAGCUGGGAGCUGCCAGAGUUGAGAUGUGGGCAAAUACAGGCCAUCAGUGAUUCGGAUGGCGUGAACUACCCCUGGUACGGCUGCACCACUGAGAUGUACACCAUAGUGGGUCCCACCAAAAAGAGCACCAAACUCACUGUCAGCAUGAACGACAACUUCUGCCCGAGUGUGACGUGGAGUGUCCCGGUGGGCACCACCAGCAGCCCUCCUCUUCUGAGUGCCAUUCAGAGGGACCAGCGCUUCACUACCUGGCUGGUGGCUAUGAACGAAACCACAGCUGAGAUGGUGCUGCUCCGGACCAUCCGCUGGAGGAUGCAGAUCUGCGUUAAAGUGGACCCCAAGAGGCCUCUGGGUCAAAGAGCCACAGUCGUGGAGCCACUGGUCCAGGAACAGCCUCAAGUUCAAACUCACAAUGAACCCAUCCCAAUCAAUGCCUUGGUUAAGCCUAACGCCAACGAUGCCCAGGUUCUGAUGUGGCGGCCUAGAAACGGGGAGCCCAUUAUGGUCAUUCCCCCGAAAUAUUGAUCCCAUGAAGGAUUUUUCCUUCCAACUUGAACCGAAAUGAUUUGACAUGAAUAAAAAUAGGUGAAUUUGG
Molecule: messenger RNA, 1384 nt
Organism: Danio rerio (zebrafish)
Lineage: Eukaryota; Metazoa; Chordata; Actinopteri; Cypriniformes; Danionidae
Gene: fam78aa
Product: family with sequence similarity 78 member Aa
Source: RefSeq, marked predicted